UUCGGCUUGGCCAAGCCUUCCACCAUCGCAAUAGACGGCCCCGUAGCAUCAGGGAAAACGGCCGUGGGCGGCCUCUUGGCGCUUCGACUCGCGUAUCGCUUUAUCGAUACCGGAGUAAUGUACCGGGCCGUCACCUGGGCAGCUCUCAGGGACGGAGUGAGCCCUGAGGAUGAAACAGAGGUGACCGCUCUGGCGAACCGUAUUCAGAUAGAGGUGGCCUACAGCGACACUCUUGGCGGGCCGAGGAUCAUGGUGGACGGACGCGAGGUCGCAGGAGAGCUGAGGAGCAGGGACGUGGACGGGUGGGUAUCACUGGUGUCGAGCUACAGUGGGGUCAGGCGGGCGAUGGUGGCCCGCCAGCGCGAUAUGGCGAGGGAGGGUCGGAUUGUCAUGGUGGGAAGAGACAUAGGGACGGUGGUGCUGCCGGACGCAGACCUCAAGGUAUUCCUGACCGCCUCCCGCAGAGGAGCGCGCCCGGCGUCGCUAUAG
Molecule: messenger RNA, 489 nt
Organism: Geodia barretti
Lineage: Eukaryota; Metazoa; Porifera; Demospongiae; Tetractinellida; Geodiidae
Source: the annotation of a GenBank genome assembly